Molecule: messenger RNA, 657 nt
Organism: Penicillium vulpinum
Lineage: Eukaryota; Fungi; Ascomycota; Eurotiomycetes; Eurotiales; Aspergillaceae
Product: ribonuclease P Rpr2/Rpp21/SNM1 subunit
Exons: 1
Coding region: 1-657 (218 amino acids)
Biological process (GO): tRNA processing
Cellular component (GO): nucleolar ribonuclease P complex
Source: RefSeq, a predicted model, not a curated record
AUGGCAAAAGCCAAGGGAAAGAAGGAAGUCAAAAAUUCCAAGAACUCUCAGAGCCAUAUUCGAGCCCGGCUGGAUUACCUACACCAAGCCGCCACAUAUUUCCAGGGCAAAUCUACACUUGCCAAGAGUCAGAACGCUCAAGUUCACAACAAUGAGCACAACUCAGUUGCUAGUGAUGUUAGCCCAGGGAAGAAUGGCCAUACAGUAGAUACCAAUCAACAAAUCUGCUCCGUGAAUCAACAGAAGACCCAAAAGCCAUUGAGAAACCUCUCAAGGGUAUGUGUAUCACAUCUACGCGCCGUGGCAAUGAAGACGCAGAUUCGGCUGCCGGUCACACUGAAGAGAUCAGUCUGCAAGCGCUGUGAUACAAUUUUAGCGCCGGGAGUGACUUGCUUGCAUGAAAUCAGAAACGAAAGUCACGGUGGCAAGAAGCCUUGGGCCGAUGUGCUAGUCGUCCGGUGCCUCUCAUGCGGGACUGAAAAACGAUUCCCUCAGACUGAGAAACGUGGGAGAAAACUUGUCGAACGCCGUAAGGAGAAGGGCUCGGUCUUGCCACGCGAUGUGAGUGUACCAAAAGUGGAUACAUCGGCGUCGCAAGGAGAAGCACUCGAAGAAGACGUGACAAUGUUGGAUGUUGCAAAUGUCCCUGCUACGUGA